Messenger RNA from Closterium sp. Yama58-4, 651 nucleotides. Lineage: Eukaryota; Viridiplantae; Streptophyta; Zygnematophyceae; Desmidiales; Closteriaceae. The record is from the annotation of a GenBank genome assembly.
AUGACGACUCUUCACCCGUCGCGCGGCGCUUCGCACCGCGCCGGCGACGCCUCUCAGAUUUGUCGCCGUUUUUCAGCAGCAGGAGGAGCAGCAACUACAGCGAGUAAGGGAGGUAAAGGAGAGCUACUAGCUCUCUCUCUCCUCUUCUCUGGAGGAGCAUGCGGGAACAACGGAAGCGGGAAUGGGAGCUCGCGGGUCAGCGACUCGCGGGAAUGGGAGCUCAAGGGAAGUAACGCGGGGAGGUGGUCUCACAUCCACGCGGAAGUGGCGGAAGGGAGCUCGCGGGGGCUGCGGCGAACAAAGGAGGUAAAAGCCCCGGAGGCUUUCACGUGCAGGAGGACUUUGGAGGAGGCAGCAACGGUAGGGGAGGAGCGACGACGGGAGAAAGAGCUCUUCCUCGUCAUUCUUUGUGCAGGAGGUAGCGGCAGCAUCGGCAGGAGGAGGAACGACAACGGGAGAGAACUCUCUUCCUCUUCUUUCUCUGUGCAGGAGCUUGCGGCAACAACGGCAGCGAGGGAGCGACAACGGGAGCGUGGGAGCAACAACGGGAGCGAGGAGCCUGACCGUACGCCGGCGCAUGGGAGCACGGCGACACAUGGACGAAUGGCGACGAACGGGGGACGCGCGGCGACUUACGGAGACGCAGCCUGA